CGGGGCGGUGAUUUUGGUGGUUGCAGGAAAGACUAGCUGAAAGUUACACAAUCCACGAGUAGCUUUUAUAAUACUCAGCUGCAUGUCUCACAAGCGCAGCAUCUCAGCAGCAGCGCACGUGUCUGUGUUAGUCGCGUUCGCAAAAUUUAUUUUUUGGGAGGGAGGGGGUUACAGACAACUUAAUUUUCUGCAGGUCCCAAGUAAGAACACAUCAUUCGAUUUUUACAUCUAACGCUUUUCCGUUUAGACCAAAAACAUAAUACGUUUCAUUGCAGUUAACAAACAGCUAAUUCUCUGUGGACUGUAACCGUACUCCUACUACCGAUCAGAAGCAACAUUAAACAUUAUUAAGUACGAAAUGCCGUUUUUAACUAGAUAAAACUUCAAAAGAGGGCAAAGUUUGAAGAGCGGGAAUUUGAGCCUUACAAGUAGCAGGAGGAACCCCGAGGAGUGAGAACCCGGGGACAUGGAGCCGAGUUCAGUCAUCAUUCCCACCAUAGGGGUGUCCGCUUUUCUCUUCAAGCUCAUAAACAGCAGCCUGGACAGACUCCCCGCUCCAGGAUCUGCCUGCAGGAAUACGUGGAAAUGGAGAAACAUAACAACAUCUUUCGUCCACAGCCUUCUAACAGGGGUAUGGGCUAUUCUUUGUUUCUACUUGCACCCUGAAAUGGCGGAAGACCUGAUAGAUACUCAUUCGGGCUUCUCGCGCGCCUUGGUGUGCGUAUCAAUCGGUUACUUCAUCCAUGACCUUUUAGACAUGAUCUUCAACCAGAAGAUCAGCAAGUCCUGGGAGCUCGUUUUCCAUCACCUGGUGGUCAUCACCUGCUUCGGGAUUUCUGCUCUCAGCUUCCGCUACGUGGGCUUUGCGGUGGUGGCCCUGCUGGUGGAGAUCAACUCCAUCUUCCUGCACCUGCGGCAGAUGCUGCGCAUGGCCGACCUGGCCAAGAGCACCGUGUACCGGCUGAACAGCAUGGUGAACCUGGGCACUUACGUGGUGUUCCGCAUCAGCACGCUAGCCUGGAUGACGCGAUGGCUGGUGCUGAACCGCAGCCUCAUCCCGCUGCUCAUUUACACGGUGGGCAGUGUGGGCAUGGCCAUUAUGACUGUAAUGAACAUCGUCCUGUUUUACCGACUACUGCGCAGUGACUUCCUGAUAAGCGGCCGUGAAGCAAGGAGGGAGAAGGAGAUGUAGGAGAAGCAGCCCCGUCCACAUCUCAGCCUCAGCCCCGACCUCCUGUCUCAUGUCAGUCUUUUCAAAGUCCCAGGGCGUCCAUUAACGAUUUGUCUCCGCUAUUAGGAUAAUUCUACUAGCAUUCGUACACUAAUUAGUUUUCCUUCUAAAAACGACGACAUGAGCACAUGUUCAAAUAUUUGCGCAUUAGAACCAUUCAGCAUGAUUGGAGGUGAAUAAUUUCCCGUCUCCAAAAAAAAAUGGAAGUCAGUUAUGUCGAAGUGACGCUACUUUCUUAGCAUGCGGAUAAAUGGGCAUCUUCAGUCCUUGUAUACCUACAUGAAAAUGUAUUUUAUACGUUUCAAGGAGAUUUAAAAUCAAGACUGUAUUACGUGAAUUAAUAAAGGCCGUGGUCAUCAGCAUAGAAGUUUAAAGGUAAAAAUGAACUUUCAUAGAGUGUAUUUUUAAUACCAGCACUAACAGAGGUUGCAGUGAAUCCUCUUAUAAAUAUUUGUGCUACCUCAGAGACGUGUUGUACGUUUUUUUUUUUUUUUAAUUAUUACUCGUGUUUUUGUUUAUACCUAUAAAAAUUAAGCACAAUGUUCACUGGUGUGUCUCCACCCAGUGGCAUCGCAUACGGACCUCAAAUCAGCAAACGCCGCGUGUGGGGUGGUUGGUCUGUCCGAAACAGGAAAGACUGGCCCUCGGCCGGCAGCAGAACUGCAGCCCCGGAAAGCUGUACGUGCGGAUGCAGGCGCCGCGCACAUCUGCUGUUUACGUUACCGGCUGCACAAAGGGCUACACAUCCCAGUAACCACUAAUGAUUAGCCAGACAAUGCACCGUUCAGCCGACUCCUUCGAGACCUGCCACGGAGAGAAAGUUGUAUCAUGUUUGAAUCGAUUCACAGCUUUUCUUGCAAAAAAAAAAAAAGAUCCUUAAGGACUUCCGCUGGCAGUAAAAAUCAACUAUUUACGCCGUUUAGUUGUGUUAGUGUUUGGCUGAGUGAAGCUACUCGUCUCGUGCUGUGACAGGACUCACAAGGAUCCAUAAACGUUACAAAUGAAAGCAGCCCGUAUCUUUAUUUACCCUUAGUUGUAAUUACCUUUUUGGUCACAGGGUGGUGCACUGGCAUAGUGAAAAAUGUCUCAGCAGUAUUACUGUUUUGUGAAGAAAUAAUUUAGACUGCUGUGGUCUAUUUAAACCCCUUUGCAUUUGUACAUGUUUUUGUCUAUUUAUCUUUAUGAAGUUUUUCUAUUUUUAUGUAAUAGAUUAAUUUUAAACUAGAAUAUACAUUUGACACAUUUGAUCCUGAUAUAAAAAGUAAUUAUUUCGUCUUCAUGUGUUUUCAAGUGACUUAAGAUUUCGUGUUGAAUAUUGUUUAAAUUGCGUAUAAGAUUCUGGUUUUCAUCUCAAUUUCGUUUUAAUACUAAAUAAUUUACUAAAUUUAUGGUGUAUGUGUCUUUGUAAUGUGAGAGUUUUUGUUUUUACAUAAUAAAAUAAUGACGAAUGAAA
Molecule: messenger RNA, 2684 nt
Organism: Brienomyrus brachyistius
Lineage: Eukaryota; Metazoa; Chordata; Actinopteri; Osteoglossiformes; Mormyridae
Gene: tlcd2
Product: TLC domain containing 2
Exons: 4
Coding region: 467-1192 (241 amino acids)
Biological process (GO): phospholipid homeostasis; membrane assembly; regulation of membrane lipid distribution
Cellular component (GO): plasma membrane
Source: RefSeq, a predicted model, not a curated record